Camellia sinensis is the source of this 568-nucleotide messenger RNA. RefSeq lists its product as uncharacterized. The record is from RefSeq and is a predicted model, not a curated record. Lineage: Eukaryota; Viridiplantae; Streptophyta; Magnoliopsida; Ericales; Theaceae.
AGCAGAAUUAGGGUUUCAAGUAUCUUCUGGAGAUAGAUUGAAGUGAAAACCAGAGUACCAGAGAGGUAGAGAGAGAGAGAAAUGUCGAAGAAGAACGACCUAGCUCGCAGAAAAAGACAGCACGAAUUCGAACUCCAAAGAGAGAAAUUAGAGAAAGAAAAGAAGGCAAAGAAGCUGCAGGCCAAGAAGAAUAAGAUGAAAGUGGAUGGUAGUGACAAGAAGAAAAAGAAAAAGGGUGCAAGUGGAUUCCAAGUUGGGAAGAGAAAGGUGAAGACCAAGUUGACAGCAUUGGCAAAAGCAAAGGCUGCCCAAGCGAUGGAGGUUGACAAAUGAGGUUCUACUUUGAGUCACUGAGGCAUGUGUUGAUAUUUUACCAAGUGCACACCAUUUGUUCUCAAGUUUGCAUCGUUAGCUAACUUUAGGAUAUGUAACUUUGAAGGAAAAGGUUCAUAUUUACCUCUAUAGUCUUUGACAAUUUCUUCUCUAGUUAUUGGUUCCUAUGAAAAUUAAUAUUCUUCAUUAUACUGUUUUUCCAUUAAUAAUGUGAAUAUGUGAUUGUGUUUUAUAA